AUGAUCAAGCAAAUUCCAAAAUAUGCCGAAUUCCUAAAGGAUCUUUGUGUGCACAAAAAGAAAUUGAAGGGAAAUGAGUUAAUAAGUAUGGGAAAUAAUGUUUCAGCAUUACUUCAGCCAGUUCCUCAGAAGUGUGAAGAUCCAGGAGUUUUCACCGUACCUUGUGUGAUAGGAGAUUGUAUCUUUGAGGAUGCGAUGUUAGAUCUUGGAGCUUCUAUUAAUGUGAUGCCUAAAUCAGUUUUUCAGUCAUUAAGAAUUGGGCCUUUGCAACCUACAGGUGUAGUGAUUCAGUUGGCCAACCGAAGUCAAGCACACCCAGCACGAGUGAUUGAGGAUGUAUUGGUCAAAGUGAGGGAGUUAAUUUUUCUUGCAGAUUUUUACAUCUUAGAUAUGGAGGGUGAUGUGCUGGCAAACAGGGCUUCGCUUAUUCUUGGGCGUCCAUUCUUGAAGACUGUUAGAACCAAGAUAGAUGUAGAUGCAGGAACUCUUUCUAUGGAGAUAGGAGAUACAGUGGUUCGUUUCAGCAUUUUUGAGGCUAUGAAGCAUCCUAGAGAGGAUCAUUCUAUACUUAGCGUGGAUAUCUCGGAGGAGUUGGAUGGCAUGGAGUUCUUGUCAGAUGUUGAUUCAGAAUUAGAGGUUUCAGAUUUUGGUAUGGAGAAUGAAUUCGUUGCAUUGUUGGGAGAUAUUUUAGAUGUGGAAUCUGAUGUUAACUUAAGUGAAUGCGUAGGGGAUUGCUUAGGAGAAGCAUUACCCCUAGGAUCGCUCAGAGAGGAAGAGGUAUGUAUAGGGGAUUGCUCAGCAGCACUACCCCUAGAAUCACCUACUAUUGACCAGACACAGGAGGAAUUGAAGCCAUUACCUCAGCAUUUGAAGUAUGCCUAUUUGGGAGAGAAUCAGCAGCUACCUGUCAUUAUAGCUCAGAAUUUGGAACCGGAUUAG
Messenger RNA from Zingiber officinale, 939 nucleotides. RefSeq lists its product as uncharacterized. NCBI's taxonomy places the organism in Eukaryota, Viridiplantae, Streptophyta, Magnoliopsida, Zingiberales, Zingiberaceae. The coding region runs from base 1 to 939 and encodes 312 amino acids. The transcript has a single exon. The record is from RefSeq and is a predicted model, not a curated record.